Lycium barbarum (goji berry) is the source of this 1995-nucleotide messenger RNA. RefSeq lists its product as uncharacterized. The record is from RefSeq and is a predicted model, not a curated record. The transcript has 3 exons. Lineage: Eukaryota; Viridiplantae; Streptophyta; Magnoliopsida; Solanales; Solanaceae. Bases 1 to 1995 code for a protein of 664 amino acids.
AUGGGGCUGUUAGAAAAUAAGGAUACAUUAGACCCCAUAGGUGGAUGGUAUGAGUAUUUGGGGGCUCAAAGGUGGAUGACAGGGGUAUUUAGGGGCUCAAAGGUGAAUGGAGGAGAACAGGAGAUCAUCAGAGACAUUAACAAACCACAAGAAGAAGGUAAUGUAGUAAUAAAGUUGGAUAUGGCAAUGGUGUACGAUAGAGUAGUCUGGCCAUACUUAUGUGGUCUAAUGAAGAAGAUGGGUUUCUCAGAGACAUGGGUGGAUCUCAUCUACAGACACAUAUCCAACAAUUUGUAUUCACUGAUUGUAAAUGGGCAAAGACAUGGUUUCUUCAGGGCAGAGAAUGGAUUAAGACAAGGGGACCCAAUAUCUCCAUCCUUGCUUGUCCUAAGUGCAGAGUUACUCUCAGUCAUGCUAAAUAACUUACUGGAAAAGAAGAGGUAUACAGGUUUUUAUAUGAAUAGAUUCGGGCCACAGGUCACUCAUUUGGCCUUUGCAGAUGACAUGAUACUCUUCGUUAGUGGGCACAAAAGAAGCAUCAAAAUGGUCAUGAGAACACUAGCAAGGUAUGAGAUAACCUCAGGGCAGAAGGUGAAUAAGGAUAAGAGUUGUUUCAUGCUAGCAACAAAUGCACCACCUAGGCUAAAGAACAAAAUAGCUAGAUACAGUGGGAUGCAACACAAAGAAUUUCUAGUAAAGUAUUUGGGGUGUCCAUUAAUAGUAGGAAGACAGAAAAUCGCUUAUUACUCAGAUAUCAUUAGUAAGGUUACAAGUGGGGCUCAAUUUAGGCAAUUGAAAGAUGUCAGUGCAGCUUUUUCAGUAAAAUCUUGGUGGAACUUGAGGACAGGAAACUCUUUGUGGAAAGAGUUCAUGAUGGCCAAAUAUUUCAGAAAUAAGCAUCCCAUAAUAGCAAAGUGGAGGAAAGGUCAUUCAAUUUGUUGGAAGGAAUUGUGCAACUUGAGAUCAGAGGUGGAGGAGAGCAUGUUGUGGAUCCCAAGUGAAGGUAAUAAUUCCUUUUGGUAUGAUAACCGGACUAAUCAUGGUGCUCUUUAUCACUAUCUAGAGGAGGAUUAUCAACCUAGGGAUAUUCUGCUACAAUAUGUCUUAGUGAAUGGAAUAUGGCAACAAGAGGUUUUUGAGCUUGAGCUCCCGGAAGAUAUCCAAGAGAUUCUGGUGCAGCAGCAGCUUAUCUUGAAACAAGAGGUACAAGACAGAGCUAUUUGGAAACUAAACAAAAAUUGUUUCUUUACAGUAGCAUCAGUAUGGGACCUAUUGAGACAGAAGAAGGAGGUAAGUGAUAUUAAUGCAAAAGUGUGGCACAAAAUAAUUCCUUUCAAGCAAGCAUUUAUCACAUGGAGGGCACUAAUCAAUAGGUUACCCCUAGAUGCAAACAUAACCAUAUUUGGACAUGAACUGGAAGUUAAAUGCCACUGUUGUUUUCCCCCAGUAUUGGAAUUGGAGUCAGUAGAACAUCUAUUUUGCUCAGGAACAUUUGCACAAAACAUAUGGAGCAAAUUUGGGGGACUGUUCAGAGUACAAACUAGAGGAAUGCAGCUUAGACAACUACUCCUACAAUGGUGGUCUCAUAAAACAUGGAAUAUGAUAGCAACUAGUAUGGUGAAGGCUCUCCCAACAUUGAUUAUGUGGGAAUUAUGGAGGUCGAGAUGUGCAUCAAGAUAUGGCUCAGAAAGGCCAUCGGGACAAAGAUCAGAAUUUCUAAUUUUACAGGCAUUAAUUGGAAUUACUGAACAAAAAUUUGGAAAAAUUAGAUUGCAACCAACAUGGGAGUUCAUGCAACAUCUCAUUGAUAAGCCAAUGACCCACAAAUCAGUCAAAAUAGUGAAAUGGGGCAGACCACCAACACAUUGGCAAAAAAUAAAUACUGAUGGCAGUUGUAAAGAGGGAUACUGUGAAACAGGGGGAAUCAUAAGGGACAGUGAAGGAAAAAUGAUAAUUGCAUUUUCAAUAUACAUAGGAGCAGGAACAAACAACUAG